Nerophis lumbriciformis (worm pipefish) is the source of this 4147-nucleotide messenger RNA. RefSeq names its product interleukin-1 receptor-like 1. Lineage: Eukaryota; Metazoa; Chordata; Actinopteri; Syngnathiformes; Syngnathidae. Gene Ontology annotation, biological process: signal transduction. Gene Ontology annotation, molecular function: interleukin-1 receptor activity. The record is from RefSeq and is a predicted model, not a curated record.
UAGCAACUUGGUGCAGUCGUGUUUUGCUUAAUUGCAGGGACAGAAAAACAAGCUCAAAUAAGCAACCGCACCUUAAAAAACAAGCUAAAAAAACAACAAGUGACUGACAAACUUUGCAAGCAACUUUAGAGAAAGAAACAAUAAUAAGCGGACUUGGCAACACUCCUGCUAGCAGUUAGUAAGUUAGGAAGUAGCAAGUGUUGGUAAAGGAGAGGGUGGGGUUUCCACACCACUUACUCGGUUAACCACACUACCUGGCCCAGAAGCACACGGGGGUGGGGGGAUUCACACUCGCGUCACAAGGUUCACGGCUUCUCCUUGACGGUUUUUUUCAAACAGAGUCUUCCGUGAGAAGAUGCUAGAAGCGAGCGUGGAAGAAGACGAGAAGGUAACUUCGGACUGACUCUCACUUCCUCUCUGGCACACAGGAAGUGACGUGUGACCUUCAACCUCAGACCCGACAGGUCAUGGCAGCCUUGUCGGCGGCGUGGCUGCGAGUGCUCGCCGCUCUGGUCUUUGUGGCGCUCACACACAGCCACCAGGCGGCGCCAGACACCUUCCAGGCCAGCGCAGGCCGCCUCCUCCUGCUGCGAUGUCCCCUGACUGGCGCGCACAGCAACGUGACGUGGACCAGAGGGGGGACCGGAGGGGGCACCCUGCCCCCCGGGGUGGAGGUGAGAGAGGGACUGCUGUGGUUCCUGCCCGUGCGCACCUCUCACAACGGCACCUACACCUGCGAGGCCAGAAGGGACCGGCCUGGACAACUGGUCUACUUUGGGGUCUUGGUGUCCCCUGACCUCUGCCCCCCGGCUGCCGAGGUCAGGAGCAUGGACCUGGGGGUCAGCGAAAGUCUUCCCUGCCAGCAGGACGACAUUCUGGGACUCAACCGCACACACAACCUCCGCUGGCUCAAGGACUGCCACCCUGUGGAGCGCCAGGGCACGCCCGUGGCGGUGCACGCCAGCGGCUCCAUGAGGCUGACCGGGGCCACGCAGGAGGAUGCCGGGAAGUACACCUGUCUGGUGGAGGUCCGCCUCCACGGCAGCACCUACACGUCCGCACGCAGCAUCCAGCUGGAGAUCAACAAUGUGUCGCUUUUUACCGACCCGGAGGUGUUCCUUCAACAGGAUGUGGUGGCGGUGGAACUGGGUGCCAGGGUGGAACUGAAGUGUCACGCCUUGAUGGGCUUCCAGGUGGACCAGGAGACCUUCUUGUACUGGCUGGUCCACGGGACGUACGCCGAGGAUGACGAGGAGCUGCAGGAGUCGGUCCACUCCAGUCGCAGUCGAGGUCGAGUGGUCCUCACGUCCACUCUCACCAUCGCCAAAGUGGUCCCUCGCUUCCUCAACACGAAUUUCUCUUGUCGACUCAAGCACCCUCGCAGAAACAAAGAUCGCCUCCUGCUGCUUGUGGAAGCCAGUCCCAGCCGCUCGUACACCGCCGUGUGUAUCGGUGCGGUCGCCUCGCUGCUCUUCUUCUUCCUGCUGGCGGCGGUGCUGCUCUUCUUCAAGGUGGACGUGACGCUGGCGUGCAGGAGGCUGCGAGGACGUUUCAGCCGCCAGCGAGGUGAUGUCACGUCGCCGGGCGCCGGUGUAAGGAGGUCCGCUUGUCGCCGCCGCCGCCUCCUCUCCUCAGACGUCUACGACGCCUUCGUCAGCGUCCUCCAUGACGGCCGGCCCACCUCAGCCCACGCCGUCGCCGCCGCCUUCGCCCUGCGCACGCUGCCUGGCCAGCUGGAGGAGCGACAUGGCUACCGCCUCUUCAUCGCAGGACGUGACGACACACUGGGAGAAGCGAGACACGACGCCAUGGCGGACGUCCUGUGCAGAUGUCGCAGGCUGAUCAUCAUCCUGUCCCGCGGGGGGACGCAGACGGAGAGGAAGACGGAGACGCAGACGGAGACGGAGACGGAGAGGAUGACGGAGAUGGAGAGGAAGACGGAGACGCAGACGGAAAGGAAGACUGAGAUGCAGACAGAGACGGAGAGAAAGACGGAGACGCAGACAGAGAUGGAGAGGAAGAUGGAGACGGAGACGGAGAAGAAGACGGAGAGGAAGACGGAGCGGAGGGCGCACCUGAGCUACGAGCAGAAGCUGGGCCUCCAUGACGCUUUGACUGGCAAACACCCGCGAGUCAUCCUGGUGGAGAUAGACGGUCCCCUGGACUACGGAGACCUGCCAGAGUCCCUGGGCUACAUCCGGAGGCGGCAAGGAGCUCUGACAUGGAGGACCGACGGACAGUCCAACAGAAUCUUCUGGAAGAAGCUGCGCUACCACAUGCCCUCGCUACCACAGGGCGGACAGCCUUCUUUGUAACACCACGGUCAAAAUGGUAUACCUUUUUCUAGUUUAGCUCACAUCUUUUUGACUUCACAUUGGAGACGAAACAAUUUCACCAUAAACUGCCGUAAAGUUCUGAACGCUUACCGUCAACUUUCAAACUAAUGUGAUAGUCAUCUACUGCACAAGUAGCUAGCACGUGUUAGCGACAUAUAUUCCAGCACAUGUUAGCGACAUAUAUUCCAGCACGUGUUAGCGACAUAUAUUCCAGCACAUGUUAGCGACAUAUAUUCCAGCACGUGUUAGCGACAUAUAUUCCAAAGUCUCAUUCUCUAAUCACUUCAAGGACAAAAACAUGUUUUUUUGUCUUUGCAAGUUUGGAUGGUGAGAAGAGGUGGCAGGAAGGAGAGAAACAAGUUUGGAUGGUGAGAAGAGGUGUCCGAGAGGAGAUAACAAGUUUGGAUGGUGAGAAGAGGUGUCUGGGAGGAGAUAACAAGUUUGGAUGGUGAGAAGAGGUGUCUGAGAGGAGAUAACAAGUUUGGAUGGUGAGAAGAGGUGUCUGGGAGGAGAUAACAAGUUUGGAUGGUGAGAAGAGGUGUCUGGGAGGAGAUAACAAGUUUGGAUGGUGAGAAGAGGUGUCUGGGAGGAGAUAACAAGUUUGGAUGGUGAGAAGAGGUGUCUGGGAGGAGAUAACAAGUUUGGAUGGUGAGAAGAGGUGGCAGGAAGGAGAGAAACAAGUUUGGAUGGUGAGAAGAGGUGUCCGAGAGGAGAUAACAAGUUUGGAUGGUGAGAAGAGGUGUCUGGGAGGAGAUAACAAGUUUGGAUGGUGAGAAGAGGUGUCCGGGAGGAGAUAACAAGUUUGGAUGGUGAGAAGAGGUGUCCGGGAGGAGAUAACAAGUUUGGAUGGUGAGAAGAGGUGUCAGGAAGGAGAGAUAACAAGUUUGGAUGGUGAGAAGAGGUGUCUGGGAGGAGAUAACAAGUUUGGAUGGUGAGAAGAGGUGUCUGGGAGGAGAUAACAAGUUUGGAUUGUGAGAAGAGGUGUCCGGGAGGAGAUAACAUGAGAGUGGACGUCGACAACGCCCAAAGAUUCUUUAGUUAGUUGCUAGCUAGCUUAAAUGCUAACACGCUAGCAUCUUUCCUCAUUAUGAACAGUUUUGCUUUAUCAGUAAACAAAAUGCCAGAACAAUAUUUCAAGUUUAGUUUAGCCAAGUAAAGUAUAUAUUGUGUGUAUUUUUAUGGAAUAAAUAAUGCUAUCAGCUACGAUGCUAUCAGUGUGUUACGUAGCGUGAUAAAAAUGAUAACCACGAUCCAUCUUUUGUGUCGCUAUAAGUCUUUUAAGAACUUUUCAUGUUUUUGCUUCACAUAUUGUGGAACCUCCUUUUACAAACUUCACAUAUUGUGGAACCUCCUUUUACAAACUUCGCAUAUUGUGGAACCUCCUUUUACAAACUUCACAUAUUGUGGAACCUCCUUUUACAAACUUCACAUAUUGUGGAACCUCCUUUUACAAACUUCACAUAUUGUGCAACCUCCUUUUACAAACUUCACAUAUUGUGGAAGCUCCUUUUACAAACUUCACAUAUUGUGGAACCUCCUUUUACAAACUUCACAUAUUGUGCAACCUCCUUUUACAAACUUCACAUAUUGUGGAAGCUCCUUUUACAAACUUCACAUAUUGUGGAACCUCCUUUUACAAACUUCACAUAUUGUGGAACCUCCUUUUACAAACUUCACAUAUUGUGGAACCUCCUUUUACAAACUUCAUGUCUUCGUACAUUCAAAAGUUUGUAUAAGAAGAACGCUCGCUAGCCUCAACAAAAGUUUAAAGGUUUGUACACAUUGAACACAAGAUCCAUCCAUCCAUCCAU